AUGGCUCUUCUUGUCUUGUACCAAUUUCCUGUCCAUCGGCAAUUUUUGCUCCUACUCUAUUUCAGGUAUCCUGCUUUUGCCUCAUCCAAUUUCCUUUCAGUGCCUACUUUUGGCUCCCCCAUGGGAAAGGGUUUAAUGACUGUUAAGGCGUUGUCUGACAGUAAGGGGACAAGUCCAGAUAGUUGGCAACCUGUGUCUGAAAGUGAUGAUGAAGAGGAGGAUGCGGUUCUUGACAAAACUCCUUUGGAUUCAAAGCUGCAGCUGAAGCUUGAGCACAAGAUGAAGAUGAAGAUGAAGUCGGGGAAGAAGAUAGGGCUUAGGAGGAAGAAGCUUGAUCGGAAGCGAGGGAUGAAUAAGAGGGGACAGUGGCCACCAUCAAAAGCAAACAAGUUGAAGAAUGUCUAA
Messenger RNA from Populus trichocarpa (black cottonwood), 405 nucleotides. Its product is annotated as 50S ribosomal protein 5, chloroplastic-like. NCBI's taxonomy places the organism in Eukaryota, Viridiplantae, Streptophyta, Magnoliopsida, Malpighiales, Salicaceae. The transcript is spliced from 3 exons. Bases 1 to 405 code for a protein of 134 amino acids. The record is from RefSeq and is a predicted model, not a curated record.